Sitophilus oryzae (rice weevil) is the source of this 1084-nucleotide messenger RNA. RefSeq lists its product as uncharacterized. NCBI's taxonomy places the organism in Eukaryota, Metazoa, Arthropoda, Insecta, Coleoptera, Curculionidae. The transcript has 5 exons. Bases 70 to 867 code for a protein of 265 amino acids. The record is from RefSeq and is a predicted model, not a curated record.
UCUUUAACACCAUAUAUACAAAAACCUAGUCAUAUUUCAUUAAAAAAUAUAUAUCUUUCCGCCUAAAAAAUGAAAACUAUAGCAAUCUUGUUUUUUCUUAUUUCAGUUUCCUGGGGAACAGAAACCAGUGAAUUCGAAGCAUUCACAAAUGAUAUAGUUGAAGUAAAUUUAAAUGAAGUAAUUCCAAUUGAAUUGAAAGAAAAACUUCUACAAGGAAUUCUUACAGAUUAUGUUGAUAGUUUGAAAGAAUCGUACAGUGCUGAUGUUACAUCUUAUGCAAAUGAAAUUUUGGCUAAUGUUGGAGCAUUCAUAUUAGAACAAGGUUUAGAUCCUGUAUCGCUUCCUGAUGAAUCAAUAAAAGUUCUCACUAGCACAUUCCAUCUAACAGAAGGAUCAUUAGAAUCACUGUCUACUAUAGGCACCUAUGACAACGUUAUUGUAUAUUACAACUCAGAUACAAAAAUAUUAGACCUAACUCUACCAAUUAGCUUUGAAAAACUUGUGAUAAAAUACAAAUACAGAACUAAAGUUCUUUUGGUGACUGUUAAAGGAGAUGUAACAGCAAAAAUCACAGACGUUAAAGCGAAUUUAAAUCUUGGAUUUAACUUUAGUAGUUACCAAGUAUUUGCUGAAAAAGUCAACCUGAAACAUUCUGGAAAUAUACACAUUGAUAUUACUGGUUUGGGUGUUCUGGACUAUCUCUUGGAUGCUAUGACAACAGUAUUGACAACACUUUUCCAUAACCUCAUUUUGAAAAUAGUGGACAACGUUAUUGAUACACCAGUGCAGUCCAUCGUAACUGAUCUGAACAACAUAAUCAACAAUAUUCUUCAUCCAAAUUCCGGCAACAAUACUUUAUUUUAUUAGAUAAACGUGUGUUAUGUCUAUAGUAAAUUACAUUUACUAGGUCAUGCAUAGGCUACCAUCUGACUGUGACGCCAUUUUUGUUUGAUCAUACAGUAUAUUAUGACAAUAAAUCUGAGAUACCAAACUUCAAAACGAACGGUAUUGAUCAAACAGCACACAAAAAAAUAGUAUUUACGUUUGAUCAAUAUACAGGUCGUAAUAAAUUUUCUAAUUCUUG